AUGACUACCACCAGUAACGAUGUGUUAAAGAUUCAAUUGCGCUCAGCAAACGCCACUGUUCCCACUAAGGGUUCUGUCACUGCUGCGGGAUAUGAUAUCUACGCCUCCGAGGAUGUUACCAUCCCAGCCAUGGGCCAAGGUAUGGUUUCCACCGAUAUUUCAUUUACUGUACCGGUCGGUACCUACGGUCGUAUUGCGCCAAGAUCAGGUCUGGCAGUUAAAAACGGUAUUCAAACCGGUGCUGGUGUUGUCGACAGAGACUACACCGGAGAGGUUAAGGUUAUCUUAUUCAACCAUUCGCAGAAGGAUUUCGCGAUCACGAAAGGAGACCGCGUAGCGCAAUUGAUUCUCGAAAAGAUUAUUGACAACGCUCAGAUCGUUGUCGUGGACUCGCUAGAAGAAAGUGCAAGAGGAGCUGGUGGCUUUGGCAGCACUGGUCACUGA
Messenger RNA from Saccharomyces kudriavzevii IFO 1802, 444 nucleotides. It is a transcript of the gene DUT1, whose product is annotated as bifunctional dITP/dUTP diphosphatase. The transcript has a single exon. Gene Ontology annotation, molecular function: dUTP diphosphatase activity; magnesium ion binding. The record is from RefSeq and is a predicted model, not a curated record. Gene Ontology annotation, biological process: dUMP biosynthetic process; dUTP catabolic process. Lineage: Eukaryota; Fungi; Ascomycota; Saccharomycetes; Saccharomycetales; Saccharomycetaceae. Bases 1 to 444 code for a protein of 147 amino acids.